AUGGCGUCCAUGGCGAUCGGCGUCAACCUAUCGAUGACUAGCCGCGUAGGAGGUGGAGGAGACGAUGUUGAUCGAUUAUUGACGGCCGCACCGACGACGCUGAAGCUGAAUCAGAAGAAUUCGCGGAGCGAGAGUAGAUGUAGGAGGUCUUUUGGGAUGAAAAGGUUUCGGGUUACCGGAGCAAUCGCUAAGUCGGUCGUCGUCGACGGAGAGGAGAAGAUCCAGAAGAAUCUGAGAGUUGGACUUAUUUGCGGAGGUCCGUCGGCGGAGCGCGGGAUUUCUCUCAACUCUGUUAGAUCAGUUCUCGAUCAUAUUCAGGGUAAUGGUAUAAGCGUGAGCUGCUAUUAUAUAGAUCCUGAUCUCAACGCUUAUGCAAUUUCCUCUGCCCAGGUGUACUCGAAUACUCCAGCAGAUUUUGAUUUCAAGCUCGAGAGUCUUGCACAUGCUUUCUCUUCAUUAUCGGAAUUAGCUGAGCAUCUUGUUUCAGCUGUGGACAUUGUUUUCCCAGUGAUUCAUGGUCGAUUUGGUGAAGACGGUGGCAUUCAGGAGCUUUUGGAGAGUCAUAACAUUCCAUUUGUUGGGACCGGAUCCCGUGAAUGUCGUCGAGCCUUUGAUAAGUAUGAAGCCUCUUUGGAGCUCAAGAAACACGGGUUCGUGACAGUACCGAACUACUUGGUGCAGGGAACUGGAGUAGACGAAAGUGAAAUAACGCUAUGGUUUACGGAUAAUCAUCUGGACCUUGAGGUGGGAAAAGUCGUGGUAAAACCAGCUAACGCAGGAUCAAGCAUUGGUGUCAAAGUUGCUUUUGGAGUAAAAGAUUCAGUUAAGAAGGCUAUUGAACUUAUUCAAGAGGGAAUUGAUAAUAGGGUUGUUGUUGAGGUGUUUAUUGAAAACGCAUAUGAGUUUACUGCCAUCGUCCUGGAUGUGGCUUCUGAUUCUGAUUGUCAUCCUGUUGUGCUGUUGCCUUCUGAGGUGGAACUUAAGCUCCAUGGCAGUGGUGAUACGAAAGAAAACGCGAUCUUCGACUACCGGAGAAAGUAUCUGCCGACACAACAGGUCACUUAUCAUACUCCUCCUCGUUUCCCUAUCCAUGUUAUCAAAAGCAUACGUGAAGAGGCAGCUCUUCUAUUUAAAAAGCUAGGUCUACGUGAUUUCGCUCGCUUUGAUGGAUGGUAUUUGACUCCCACUUCAAAUUUAGCAUCAUCUGGAAGUGAAACGCUUACAAGACCAAAGUCAGAGGAUAUUAUAUUUACAGACCUCAACCUGAUAAGUGGCAUGGAGCAAACUAGUUUAUUCUUCCAGCAGGCUUCAAAGAUCACCAGUUCUUACAUUCAGGUUGGGUUUUCUCAUUCAAACAUUUUACGAACAAUCAUCCACCGAGCUAGCUCAAGGUAUCCCCAUCUUGCUUGGUAUAAUCAUGAGUCUAGUCAUUUACUCGGUGGUUCAACAACCCCGGAAAUCCCCGGAGACGUCAAGAAAGUGUUUGUCCUAUUUGGAGGAGACACUUCAGAGCGGCAGGUCUCCGUCGUCAGUGGAACAAAUAUCUGGAUGAACUUGCAAAGAUUUGAAGAUCUUAAAGUAACUCCCUGCUUACUUUCCUCAUCAAUUAGCAACUCAAUGGGUGCAUUUACGGACAAAACCAGAGCAGAUUUGGACAAUAGAGAAGUCUGGUUGUUGCCGUACUCUGCUGUGCUAAGGCACACUGUUGAGGAAGUUCUUGCAGCGUGCUUGGAAGCAAUUGAGCCUGAUCGAGCUCUGUUUACAUCUCUACUUCAGAAGCAAGUGAUGGAUGAUCUUAUGGAUGCUUUGAAGAAUCAAAGCUGGUUUGCAGGGUUCGAUAUAACAGACGAAGUGCCCAUGAAAUACUCGUUGAAAGAUUGGGUUAAGCUUGCAAAGGAAGCUGAAGCAACCGUCUUCCUUUCAGCGCAUGGAGGUAUUGGGGAAGAUGGUACGAUGCAGGCCUUACUGGAGGAUGAAGGAGUUCCUUACACAGGUCCAGGAGUAAAUGCUUCAAGGAUUUGCAUGGACAAGGUUAUGGCAUCUCAGGCUCUUAGUCAUCUUUCAGAGUUUGGAGUUCAUACCAUAAGCAAGGAUGUCAAGAGAACAGAGGAUAUAAUACAUGAGACCAUCCCAGACAUUUGGGAUGAAUUGAUUACCAAGCUUCAGUGUCAGACACUGUGUGUUAAACCAGCAAGGGAUGGUUGCUCCACUGGUGUUGCAAGAUUAUGUUCCUCUGAAGACCUUGCUGUAUAUGUACAAGCUUUAAAAGAUUGUCUACCAAGGAUUCCCGCAAACACUUUAUCUAAGACACAUGGAAUGAUUGAGAUGCCAAAUCCUACCCCGGAGCUCUUGAUUUUUGAACCAUUUGUUGAGACCGAUGAGGUCAUAGUGUCAUCCAAAGCCAAUCAAAAGCUCUCUUGGAAAGGUCAAAAGCGGUGGGUAGAGAUAACCGCGGGUGUCAUCGGAAAGUAUGGCUCGAUGCAUUCGCUAAGUCCUAGUCUUACCGUGAAGGAAAGUGGCGAUAUAUUGUCACUUGAAGAGAAGUUCCAAGGUGGCACUGGCAUAAAUCUUACUCCACCUCCACCACCAAUCAUGAGUAAGGAGGCUUUAGAGAGAUGCAAACAAGGAAUGGAGCUGAUUGCGACAACUCUCGGGUUAGAAGGGUUUUCAAGGAUCGAUGCUUUCGUGCACGUUGAAACCGGAGAGGUGAUGGUAAUAGAGGUGAAUACAGUUCCAGGAAUGACUCCUUCCACUGUUUUAAUCCAACAGGUGACACUUCCUUCAUUCAAAUAUGUUUUUAAAGUAUAUCAAACUAAACUGAAACAGCAACAACAAAGAAGUGGUUUGUUUUGGAUUGUGUUUUGGGACACUGAGAUAAACACAUUCUUGUUUUGUUUUGGGAUUCGAAACAAACCCAAAGGCAAUAGCAGAGGAGCCACCAAUGUACCCUCCUCAAUUCUUUCGCACACUUCUCCACCUUGCUUCACAAAGAGUCAAGUAAGUUGUUCCCAAAGGCACCAGCACGGCUGGUAA
This is a messenger RNA of Thlaspi arvense, 3033 nucleotides long. Lineage: Eukaryota; Viridiplantae; Streptophyta; Magnoliopsida; Brassicales; Brassicaceae. The record is from the annotation of a GenBank genome assembly.